AUGUUAGUUCGCCAAGAUGUCAAAGGUAGUUAUGACAAUAAUGGACAUAUUCAACAGUCAACUUCAACACCACAACACCAAUUUUAUAAACAAAAUAUUUCAUUUUCACAAUUAGGUGCUAAUCCUAAUAAAGGAAUUAGCACCAGCAAAAUCCUCGAAGAACGAGGAGAAAAAAUUAAUCCCAAUAUUUUUAAAUUAGAAAAUAGCAAAAGUAUCCAAGAUUAUUUAGAAAAAGAAAAGAUUACUUAUGAGAUUUACGAAAAGAAAGGAAAAAGAUUAGAUGAAUUUACUCAGACAUUGGGAGUUAGUCGUAGAAUACCUCGUGAGUUGCGUAAAGCCUAUCGGCGGUUAAUUGAGGCUCGUGAAGACUACAAUAGAAAUAAUAUUGCUGCGGCAGAGGAUGAUAUUGAAGUGAUUAAAGAUGAAUUGCUAGAAGGAGAUAGAAGGUUAAGAACGGAAGAUGUUCAAAAACUUUGUAGAACUUUGCUGGUUGAUAUUUUAAAAUACGUCCAGCAAUUAAAAGAGGAAAAUACUGAAUUAAAACAACAAUUACAAGCCCAAGCAGAGAUUGCUCCGAAGCAAAAGACAUUCAUUCAGCAAACAAUCGCAAGAAAAUUAACAAUUACUCCCCCUCUCCCGCAGGAAAAGAGAAAACAAAACAAUUCUAAUUCUCAGAAAAAAACUGAGAACAAAAGAAAAACUUUUCAAGAAGCAAAAAGGAAAAUUUACUAUAAAUUUCUCUGUAAAUGCGGAACAGGAUUUAAUGAUUUUCCGGAAAUGGAUUUGAACGAGGAAUUAAAUUUUAUUGAAGUUUAUCUUGCCAGUGCGGUCAUAAAUUUUCUUCCUCCUUGUUUUGCUGAAUUUGAUAAUGAAAGAGAUAGUGAAAAAGUGCUAGAAGGUCAUAGAGAAGAACUUUGUGAAAAAUGUAAAUUAUUAGGUAGACAUUGCGGUAGUGAAUUAGAUCAACAAGAACAGAUUAGUCAGAUCGGUUAUGUUCCACCAUUUAGGAAAUGUAACGCUAAAACAAACAAAGAUAAACAACUUUCUGAUAAAAAAGAAAAAUAUCUAAAAAAUUAUCCUCUACAUUACGCAGUUUCCCGAGGUGAUCUAGACAAAACAAAAGAGAUUUUACAGAGCAAAACAGUCGAAAUUGAAUCCAGAGACCACAAUGAUUUUACUCCUUUACAUAUUGCGGCUGGACAAGAAAAAUACGACCUAGUCAUUGAACUUCUAAAACAUGGUGCUGACCCAAAUGCACAUGAUGAUGAGGGUAGCACCCCCCUCCAUUUUGCUGCCGAAGGAAAUAAUUUGAGACUCCUCAAAUGCUUAGUGAAAAAUAAUGUAUCUUCCGGAAUAGUUAAUGAAGUAGAUCCUGAUUCUCGGGAGGCAAGCCAAGGAAAAAUUAAGAACAUUUUGCGGGAACGCGGUUCUUCUUAUGUUGCCCGGUAUGAAAAAUUACUAGAAAGAGUUCAGCAAGAGGAAAAUUUUAAUCAACAGUCCAUAUUGCCAGAAGAAGCAAUUGAGUCAGUAAAUCAAGGAGAUAUUGAUUCCUUAACCAAAAUCCUGACUGCCCGACCGGAAAUAAUUAACCAUAAAGAUGAAGACAAUAACUCUCUUUUACAUUACGCUGUGAUAAAAGACAAAAAAGAGAUAGUUAAAUUGUUGCUGGAAAAGGGAAUUAAUAUAGAAAGUAGAGAUUACUUUGCUAGUACUCCUUUACAUAUAACUGCCCGCAAUGCUAAUUUAGAGUUGGCCAAGUUAUUGGUGGAAAGUGGGGCUAAUGUUAAAGGUGUCCCUACCGAAAUAGUUACUGAAGGAGGCUAUUCUGUAAGUGAUGUUUUUCGCCUUAGGGAUGGUUCUUAUGCGGACAUUUAUGAGAAGAUAAAGGAAAGAAUUAGCGAAACAGGAACUAAAAAGGAAAAAAACGCGGAGGAAAAAAAGAAAUUAGAGGAAGAAAUAAAAAAAGACCUCAAUUCUCUACUGCCCGAGGAAGGAAGUGUUGAUUAUGAACUAAUAAAGUCUUUACUUGAAACAAUGGCUCUAAAUCAAAAGCAAUUAGUCAAAAGUUAUGAUGAAUUAACAAGAGCAAAUCUCAAUCUCAUUAAGGAACUGGCCUUUAGCAAAAACCUCGAAAAAGAAAAAAUAGAAAAUUUUUGCCAAAAAGUCGCCCAAUUGGCUGAGAUUGCCUUAAAAGAAAAUAACAUAGAGUUUGUUGAAGAGCAAGGGAAG
Molecule: messenger RNA, 2229 nt
Organism: Racocetra persica
Lineage: Eukaryota; Fungi; Glomeromycota; Glomeromycetes; Diversisporales; Gigasporaceae
Source: the annotation of a GenBank genome assembly